UGUUGGGAAAUUUCAGCAGGUAUUUCCUGCUAAUAACUGUCCUCCUCCUAUACAUUUCUCCAUAACUAGUUCUCGUUAAAAACAACAGCGCGCACGUUUAUAAAAGUCUUGUCCGCGCAGAAAACCCUCAGUAACGCUUGAUCUUAAGUUGACACAAUGGCGCGAAACGACUGCUGUCUUCAUUUCUGGGUCGGCUUGAUGGCCUUCCUCCAAAUCACCGCCGGAGUGUUCAGAAUAAUCCAAGGACUUAUGCUUAUCGGAAAUGUGGAUUCCGAGACGCUGAGUAUUUUCUUCUUGUUUGCCGUGGUGUCCUUGGUUAGCGGCUCGUUACUGGCACACGGUGCCCACAAGAAAAAACCCAAGCUAGUUUUCGCCCACAUCGUCAUAACUGUCAUUUGUAUGGUUUUGAGUGUAAUCGGUUUGCUGAUUAUAGUCUUUUUCGUGGAUGGGUACACGGGGGAUAGUCUUGCUAUAGUCGCUGGGGCUUAUGUGGUUGUUCUUUUCAUCCUCGUUGGUUUGGAGUGUGCCGUGUACAACUUUUAUACAAAUCUGAAGAGUGAACUUCAAGAUGAGGACACCCAAAUGACUUAUAAAGUGUGACGAAGAAAAUUAACACUCGUGUGAAGCGAGUGUCUGCUGUUUUUAUUACGUAACUAGUCUGUAUAUAUCGUUAUUUUUUUACUUUUGUUACGUUGAAUAGGCGAAUAAAAUCGGCGUGGCUUAAACUCAA
Zophobas morio is the source of this 730-nucleotide messenger RNA. RefSeq lists its product as uncharacterized. The record is from RefSeq and is a predicted model, not a curated record. NCBI's taxonomy places the organism in Eukaryota, Metazoa, Arthropoda, Insecta, Coleoptera, Tenebrionidae. The transcript is spliced from 3 exons. The coding region runs from base 157 to 600 and encodes 147 amino acids.